UAGAAGAAAAGUAUCAUAUUCAAGUAAGGUACACUUGACAUAAGAGUAAGGUACAUCCUUCAACAUUGUUCACAAAAUUUCAGUUCUUUCUUUUUCAUCUCCGAUUACUCGAUACAUAUAAUUUCUACAUGCAAAAUUCAAUACUUGCUAGGCAUAAAUGAUGUCUAUAAAUCAUAUCAAGGCUGCCUGGAUUGCCUAUAAUGUGCAAUCUUUUUGCAUCCUAAGCCUCUUCAUCCAAGCUCUAUUGCUUCUUUUAGCACCAUUCAGGAAGAGAACAGGCAGUAAAAUCCUGAUGGUGUUUGUUUGGUCAGCAUACAUGGCUUCUGAUUGGGCCCCUGCUUUCAUUCUCAAUCUCAUUGUAAAUUACAGCAAAACAAGACAUGACAAGGCAGAACUUAUGUCACUUUGGGCUUCUUGUAUGUUGCUGCACUUGGGAGGUUCUGAUCACGCCAUAGCAUUUUCCCUCGAGGACAAUGACCUCUGGUUUAGGUAUGCCUUCACGUUUGUUUUCAUGUUCCUGUCCUCUGGCUACGUCUUCUACUUAUCCUUCUCCCAAGUAAACUAUCUUUGGAUCCCAAAUGUCCUAGUGUUCCUCGCUGGGAUCAUCAAAUGUUACGAGAGGGCACGUGCUAGGUUCAUAGGGAGUAUGGAUAAGUCCAUAACGUUGAGUCAUCGUAAGUAUGAAGAUGUUGUGAAGAAGAAGUCUUCAGAAGAACCUCACAAUUUCCGAGCAAGAGAGCUGGAUGAUGUGGAGGUUAUACAACUUGCGUAUACAAUAUUCAGGGCCUAUAAAGGUGUUCUGGUGGAGCACAAGUUCACUUUUGAGGAGUACAGUAGAAUUCAAAAACUCCUGCAAAACAGAACGGAUCUGUUUGCUUUUAGAAUCGCACAGGCUGAACUCGAGAUUCUACAUGAUCUUCUAUACACAAAGGCACAAAUUUUUCAUGAAAGUUUUGGGAACUCAGCUCGAUCUGUCUAUUGGGUUCUACUUACUGCAGCAUUGGCUUCUUUCUCUUUGUUGGUGAGGAACAACAACCAAAAGCAAUUUGAUCCGUUCGAUGUGGGACUAACCUACAGCUUACUCAUUGGAGGUAUGUUUUUGGAUGCCGUUGCUUUUGUUGUAUUGCUUUAUUCCUCAACCUUCACAAUUGCCACAAUGUCAAGGGCAAAGACGAGGCCAAUCACUUGGGUCGUCAAAUUCCUCAAAGCUUUGAAGUGGCCACGGCCACGGGCUCUAUGGUGUUGGAGACCAUCUCUCCAACAAUUCAACCUCAUAAACUAUGGUUUAAAUCGACCUCCAAAAGCAUGGGAAUGCAUAAUUGAUUACCUACACCUUACAAAUUAUCUUGAUGAGAUGAUAUAUGUGAAAAACAAGAGUCUUUCUCCUUUAUUGGAAGCUGAAAUUCUAAGACAAAUAGAAAUAUGUAUAAAUAGGCACGACUGGGAUUGUAACUCGUAUGCUUCUAAAUUCACUAAAUGCACCAGCAAGUUCUCUAUGUCGAAGGAGCUUAACAAGAACGAGUUCCUCAUAGUAUGGCACAUUGUGACAGAGAUUUUCUUUAAUGUUGAUGUACCUGAGGCAAAUAUUGGAUCCGAUUCAAGAGAGUUGAAAAACCUUAGAGAAUGUUCAAAGUCUCUAUCAGACUACAUGGUUUACAUUCUUAUUUUUCGACCUUUCUUCAUGCCUGUUCCUAACAAGAAAAAGAUAGAAGAGACCAACAACAAGAUAAAAAUAUUGCUUCAUGAAAAGAAACAUUUAAGCCAAAAAGAAGCUUGCAAAGAGAUCAUGAAAAAAGCUGCUGAGGGGAGCAUUCUUCAGGAAUCGUUCUUGUAUGAAGCUUUUAAUGUUGUCAACUGUUUGCAAACUGAACCUCAUUGGUGUCAAGACAGAGUUAAAUGUUGGAAGAUUAUUCACAAAACUUGGAUCGCGAUAUUAUUUGAUGCUGCCAAAUGCUCUGCACCACGUGCUCAUGCACAAUAUCUUGUGAAAGGUGGUGAAGUUUUAUCCUUAAUCUGGUUGUUGGGUGCUAACUGUGGAUCCAUGGCUCACUUUGCAUUUUUUGAAGAUUCUGAUGAGGAAAACCAAGAUAGAAAUAAUGGCUAGGCUCGAAUCGAUGUAUGACUAAAGUUUAGGAAUGUAACAUAUCAUGUGAAGAAGAGCAUCAUACCAGUUGGCAUCUUUUGUAGUGUUAAAACUUAUGAAUAAAAUUGAGCUAUGGAUAUGUUCAUCGAGUACUUUUACAUAUUAUUGAUACCAUGAACCAUGUAAUUUUACAUGGACGAUGUACUCAAUUCUUGUGAAUUAUGGGGGAUUUUUGUGUCAUAUAGACAAUGUAUAUACUUGUGUAAAAAGCUUACCUGCACCUAGUGUUUAUUACACACCAAACCAUACUAAUUUACACGGUCAAGUCAUAUAUUAAGGUGGUAAAAUGUAUGAUCAGUUAAGUUUUUACUGUAUUCCUACCCUACUAGAAACAUAAUUGAAUGAAAUUAUCUAAUAGUAACAAUCUCCACUUCUUUUUUCCAUCUAAGCAUCUCUAUUUUUUGUUCUUUUACACGCUACUUCAAGUAGAGGUUUAUGUUUCUCGAUAACAUGUUAUUAGCACGAGUCUCUACUCAACUUCAAAUAGAGAUUUAUAUCUUUUUGGUGACUUUUGUAUUAUAGAAGAUGUUAGCAGUAGGAUCUUCCACACCACAGAUGGGAGGUUCUUAAGCCAAAAACAUCCCUAAGAAUAUAUGCUUUCUUUUAAAAAUUCUAACUUGGUUACCACUCAGAGCAUCAGCAUAUAUCUGGUUUUAACAUAGAUUACUUGACUUGGAUAAUUUUUUAGCAAAAAAUAUUAUCAUUUGUAAGCUUAUCAAGGCAAUUGAUUUCUACAUGAGUUGUGGAAUACUUCGCAAAAGAGCAAAACCAAAGAACAACAGCAGUAGCAGCAACAAUAUUAGACGUCUUCCGCGUAAAUUGGAAGAAAUCUUACAAUAUGAAGAGCCUGAUGUGGAAGUACUUUUGGAUGAACAAAUCAGGUACUGGAUUGAUACAAAGACAAAGGCAAAGUGCUUCUUCUUGUAUGCCAAAAAUCUACAUGUCCUAUGGUCAGAAGAAAGCAGCAAGUGGAGUCUGCCCCAAUAUAAAGAGCAUCCAAGUGAUCAACCUGUUCAAGUUUACGAGAUGGAAACAGUUCUAUCACUAGCUGUUGGUGGAAGUUUUGAUGCAGGAAAGCUUUCGAGGGGAGUAGAGUACAAAGUUUCACUUGUGGUGUUAUUGAAGAAAUUUCUCUCAGGAUGGGAAUUUCCACUGCAAACUAUACUUGUUAAGCCUGAUGGUACCGAAGAACAUCAAAGUACUGAAGAUCUUAUGGAAAAGCCAAAAAGAAAAUGGAUAAAAAUUCAACUAGGGACUUUCAUGAUUCCACAAGAGAUGGAAAGUAUCACAAAUUUGGAAUUCUAUGUGCAUGAAAGGAAAGGUAGAAAACUUAAGAUGGGACUGGUUAUUAAAGGUGUUGAAGUUUCUGUCUAAAUUCUUCUACAAAAUAUUAUGAGUAAACAAAAUAAAAUUUAACAAUAAUAGAGAUGU
Molecule: messenger RNA, 3574 nt
Organism: Solanum lycopersicum (tomato)
Lineage: Eukaryota; Viridiplantae; Streptophyta; Magnoliopsida; Solanales; Solanaceae
Source: RefSeq, a predicted model, not a curated record